CGAGCACCAGUUUACAGUGAAAAGCAGCCUUACACGCAGACAGUGACACAUAGCUGGGAACAAAGGACUACCACUUUUGCUGCAACACCUGAAUGUAACAUCGCUGGGAUAAGAAAGGCGAGGAAUUAAAAGCCAUCACCAUGAAUUUCGUAAUGAAGCAAGCGUUGGGAGGGGCCACCAAAGACAUGGGCAAAAUGCUCGGUGGCGAGGAAGAGAAAGAUCCCGAUGCAGAGAAAAAGGAAGAGGAGAGACAGGAGGCGUUGAGACAACAGGAGGAGGAGAGGAAGGCGAAAUAUGCAAAAAUGGAGGCAGAGAGAGAAAACAUCCGACAGGGCAUCAGGGAUAAGUAUGGCAUCAAAAAGAAGGAAGAGAAGGAAGCCGAGGCAGCAGCUGCGAUGGAGCAGGCCUCCGAGGGCAGCCUCACCCGUCCGAAGAAGGCGGUCCCCGCCGGCUGCGGCGACGAGGAGGAAGAGGAGGAGAGCAUCGUGGAUACGGUCAUGAAAUUCCUUCCGGGCCCGCUGAUGGAUAUGUUUAAUAAAAAGUAA
This is a messenger RNA of Lampris incognitus (smalleye Pacific opah), 545 nucleotides long. Its product is annotated as complexin-1. Gene Ontology annotation, cellular component: SNARE complex; terminal bouton. The coding region runs from base 141 to 545 and encodes 134 amino acids. Lineage: Eukaryota; Metazoa; Chordata; Actinopteri; Lampriformes; Lampridae. Gene Ontology annotation, biological process: regulation of neurotransmitter secretion; neurotransmitter transport; synaptic vesicle exocytosis. The transcript has 4 exons. The record is from RefSeq and is a predicted model, not a curated record. Gene Ontology annotation, molecular function: syntaxin binding.